UCGGCGGAGAAAUGGGUCUUGGUGGCCAGGGAGGAUCCUCGGCCCAAAUGAGCUUUCUGCUUCUCACCUUAUGUCACCCAGAUCGGGAACUCCGGUCAAGCUUCUUGGAAGGGAAGAUGCCAGUGUAUCUAAAAGGAUGGAACUUUCCAUGGCACAUUGCAUUGAUAGGAACUGAGUUUGCCUUUACGAGCCAAACAAAUUGGAUUUCGCAGGGACAUAGUUACUGUUGAGCAAUGGAUUAUCUUGUCAAUAUAUCCAAUUCAAAUGCCUACACAAAAAGACAUAAACGGACUGGUACAAUUUAGAGAAAUCCAAGCGUGUCAAGGCAUUUAGAUGUGGUGAAUUUGAUGAAUGUAUUGAAAGGGCUGAAUCAUCCCAGGGCAUUCCAAUAAAGAAAAGAGAGAAAUAUGCACGUCGAGAAGAUGCUAUUCUUCAUGCUCUAGAGCUUGAGAAGCAACAGAAAAUACUAGGUGUUGGUUCUAAUUGUACGAGCAAUGAAGUGCCUGGGAAGAUGACAUCUCAAAUGGGGAAUGAUCAUAGCAAAUCUGGAAAUGUCAAAUCACAGGAUGAGAAGCUGGGAGAUCCUUUAAAUGUGCAAAAAGUCAGACAGAGGAAGCAGAUGAGCUGGGAAGAUGAUAAUUCGGAAGCUACACCAAGGAUGAGAGGCUUGCAGGAUUUUGGGCUGAGGAUUGCCUCUUCAAAGAGAAAGUUUUCUGCGUCCACUGCUUUAGAGGGUUCUUGUAGACUUCCUGUAGUUGAUAAUGUGGAUAUUCUUCCAAAUGGUGUUCGAAGUGUGGGGAAUUCAAAUCACAUCAACAGCAGUAAAAAUUCUUUGGCCAUCAAAAGAAAAAGGUCACAGGGUGGGCUGCCUGAGGAAUCCAUUGUCAAGAGACGCGAUAGACGCCGUCCUCUUGUUCAAGUAUUACAGAGUAGUGCAAAAUUGCCAAUAUCACAUUAUUUCCAGUCUGAUGGCAAUGCUGUUUCUCCCCUUGUGCACGGUGCAAAAGAGCAGACAGGGGUUAUUUGUCGGGCCAAGAGGAGCAAAUGUGUAUAUUUGCCUGCAGAUGUGAAUGAUUGUUUGGAUCAUACAAGUCCUCCAGACGAGAUGAAGAUGUCACAGACACAGUUAGGAAUGGAUAACUGUCGCCUCUUCCCUGGUUCUUUGAUGGAAGGGGACACUUUUGAGGAAAUGAAGGAAGAGGCAGAAUCUGACUCUUCAGAGAGAGAUUCCCCAGACCCUGACAUGGAUGAGGAGACAACUUUAUUAUCAGGUGCUAUCAUCGAAAUGCAGCCUGUAGCAGAACCAAGUUCUGGAAAUUACAUGAGCAGCGAUGGUUAUCAAGUUCAAGGGCAUCCAGAAGGCAUGAGUAGUGAGGAGCUUGAUGAGUCACCCCUUACUGGAUAUGUGUCUCACCCUCAUGACCAAACUGCAGCUGUUGCUUCUGACGUAGGGGUAUCAAAAUGGCAACAGAAAGGGAAAAGGAACAUCCGGAAUUUAACCAAGAGACCCAUGGAAGCAAUAGAUGGAAAAUUCUCCAAUGGAUACGGUCAGGAUACAUAUCUUGAAGGAAGGGGAAACAACUUAAACCAAAAGGCAUCUGGAUCUGGUUUUUACCCCAUCUGUGAGGAUCUGAAGUAUGUCUAUGAUGAGGCUGAUUUAAUUGAGAAGGAUUCAAUGCACACCCAAGUACCUGGAUUUGGCAAUAGAAGAUACCCUUUACCAAAUUCUGCUUCCAAAGAUCAGAGCAGAAUCAUCACUGAUGUUGUCGAUUCAGAGGAAGACCCAGUCUGGGACGUGGAUGGAUUAUCUCAAUCAACACGUAGACAAUACUGGGAAAACAAAGGUGAGUACUUUGAUCCAGUAUAUGGUGGUCAUCGUCUUGGCAAUGGGAUGGAAUCCACAUUGGUAGAUGUGGACUUGAAGGUCCAAGCAAGCUAUCAAGGAGAGCAUGUUCCUUUGGUUUCUCUAAUGAGUCGAUUGAAUGGGAAAGCAAUAGUUGGGCAUCCGAUCCAAAUCGAAGUAUUAGAGGAUGGUGCCACUGGCAAACUUCUUGCUACUUAUGGGAUUUUUGAUGUGGAACCCAGUGAUAAUGAUGGAAGUACAGGACUUCCCCCAGUCUGGAGAACUGCAAGAAGGACGGCCAUGUUCCGUGUCCCUCGUCCGCAACUUUUGUCUGCACCGGGGUGUGAUGAAACUGUUGAACUUCAUCCUCAUGCAGAUCUUGAAAGUAAGCCUCCGUACAAGAAGCCAUAUCCAGGAAAUUUUAGUCAUAAGGUAAGGCUGAUGAAAAAGAGCUUGUCUCAAAUUCGUCGGCCUCCUACAACAGAAAAGAAGUUCCCAAAGAAGCUCUUGAAGAAGGUAAGUUUUUCUAGCCAGAAAACAAGGACACUAUCUUCAAUUGCUAUUGACCAGGAAUUGAGUGGCAAGACUGGCAAUUCAAAGCUUUCAAAUAAGAGUGACAUGGAGGGGCUGAUCAAACCAGUAGAAACUGGACUGACUACAGUUACCUGCAUUCCUGUGAAACUAGUGUUCAGUAGGUUACUGGAAGCAGUUGGGAGGCCUCCAUCAAGACCUGCUAGUCAUGGGGUUUUGAAGGGAGAUACAGAAAGAAAACCAUCAUAAAAGUCAAUGUAAAUUGUUACAUGGGAUCAAUAUAUCUUGUACCACCAAAUCAGCAAAGAUCAUCCCCUCCCUGACCAAAAAAAAGCAUAAUUCCAGUUCUUAUUUGCAAUUGAGAUCUGAAGGACUUCCAAUUGGCAAUUUUUGAUAAUGCCAAAAACUUGGGAGUAUGUACCUGAUGGACGCGAUGCCUUUUCAUGCUCUGAUUGGCAACAUGGAAGUUAUUCCAGCAUAAGCUGUGAUGAUCUAAACUAACCCACAUGUUGGGGAACCUGGAUUGGUUGGGUUUUUUUUUUAUUUUUAUUUUUUAUUUUUAUUUUAUAAAUUUCCAGAUCCUACCUUUGGGAUGUGCAAUCUUCUUGAAGCAGGGCCUUGGGGCUACCUCAAGACAGAGAUCGAGCUUUUCUUCAAGAUCCUGGUCCUAGUUUAGAAUUGUAAAGUAGUCAUAUCGUUUAGAAUUGUAAAGUAGUUAUAUAACCUCCUGCAAACAUACCCUGUAACCUGCCUAAAAUUUAGAAUCUAUAUUGUUCUCUUAUGUUGUACCAUUGGAUUAUUAGAGUACUUGGGUGGCUCAGAAUAAUCAUAUAAUCUUACAGGUUGGAUCUUCUGCA
Messenger RNA from Macadamia integrifolia, 3231 nucleotides. RefSeq lists its product as uncharacterized. The transcript has 4 exons. Bases 512 to 2623 code for a protein of 703 amino acids. The record is from RefSeq and is a predicted model, not a curated record. NCBI's taxonomy places the organism in Eukaryota, Viridiplantae, Streptophyta, Magnoliopsida, Proteales, Proteaceae.